Molecule: messenger RNA, 642 nt
Organism: Eremothecium gossypii ATCC 10895
Lineage: Eukaryota; Fungi; Ascomycota; Saccharomycetes; Saccharomycetales; Saccharomycetaceae
Product: ADL070Cp
Exons: 1
Coding region: 1-642 (213 amino acids)
Source: RefSeq, marked provisional
AUGCGUCUUCAAGAGAUGGCAGUGCUGCUCACGCUGUGGCGACAGAGUAUUUUAAAGGCGACAACUAGCUUUCUAUUAGCCGCACUACAGAGCACAGACCACGGCCGUCAGAGGCACCGCGGUGGCCCGCAGUUGCCGCAGAAGUCCUGGCUGACACUACGAAGAAUCGGGUCCUUUUUAAAUUUCGAUCACGUGCCGUUGCCCGUGCUCCCGUACACCGUAACACGAGUACGCGUGCCGGUGCAGGGCCUAAGUAGACUGGCCGGCGCUUGUAGCUACGGCCUCCGCCACGUCACCCGCCGACAUUUCUGUUUGGUCCCGCGCCUCGCUCCGCCUCAGACCUGGGCUCAAUUCCUGGCGCCUCGUUUCGCGUCCAGACCUGGGCUACAAUUCCCCGACCCAGCAAGAGAUUCACAAGCUCCAAGCGCGCCAGCAAUCCUCCUGGUUGGGAUUUGCUGGUAUCACUUCGCCGGCCCUGGCCCGGCUUACCCAUCGGUGGGCAGUGCGUGUGCCCCGUGUCUUGAAACCUCAUCCAUACCGGCCGCUCAUACCGGCCGCUCAUACCGUUCUCCCUCAUUCUCAUCGCGUAACACGACAAACCACGUGAUGCUACAGCACGUGACGGUCUUAAACGUUCCGUGA